Molecule: messenger RNA, 2050 nt
Organism: Gamsiella multidivaricata
Lineage: Eukaryota; Fungi; Mortierellomycota; Mortierellomycetes; Mortierellales; Mortierellaceae
Product: Nuf2 family-domain-containing protein
Exons: 4
Coding region: 129-1706 (525 amino acids)
Biological process (GO): meiotic chromosome segregation; mitotic spindle organization; kinetochore organization
Cellular component (GO): kinetochore; Ndc80 complex
Molecular function (GO): protein-containing complex binding
Source: RefSeq, a predicted model, not a curated record
AAUCAGGGCGCGACAUCCAAGGCGUGACUGUGGAGCGCUGCUCGACGCGCUUUUUUUGUGUUUUCUCCUUCAACAGCAGCGAACGAACGCCCUUCACAAAAUAACCAGCACACCCACAACAUCGCAAGAUGAGCAACUUUCGCCAGUCAAUACUCGGUCGCCAAUCCCUAGCCGAUCGUCAGUCUCCAGCGGACCGCCAGUCAUUAGCUGGACGCCAAUCAUUACUCGGGCGCCCAGGAUCCAGCAUCCCAAGGCUAACGACUGCAACAGUUGUCAACACCACUCCACCUGCCAAUAACCACCACCACAAUAGCAAUAGCAACCUUAGCAAUAAUUCGAAUUCAAAGCUCAACUCGAGUGUACGACUUAACUCAAGCGUCAAACUCCACCCGGUAUCCUCUCGUGCGACCAGUGAAGUUUACCACUUCCCGCUGCUCAAACCCCAGGCGAUCGUAUCAUGUCUGGCUGAUGUUCAGGUCUCAUGCACAGAGGAGGAGCUCGCCAGGCCGACCCAGCAAAAGAUGAUGCAAAUUUAUGAGACCUUCCUGGAUAUUGUCACUGGCAGGAAGCGCGACGAUAUGACGCUGGAUAAUCUCCAGAGCAUGAACGUCUCUCCACAUCCGGAAUAUAUCUAUGACGGCGUCAGGUUCUACAUUUUUCUGAAUCAAUUGACGAGCAUGAUGCGCGACGUCGGGAUUACGGAUUUUACUUCCAGGGACUUGACAAGGCCAGAGGCAGAGCGGGUCCGUCGAAUUCUCAGUGCAGUAAUCAACUUUGCAAAAUUCAAGGAGGAUCGACAGGGCGUGUUUUAUCAAGAGCUGCGGACGUCCGAUAGCAUUCUCGAAAUCAUUGCGGAACGUGACAGGGAGCAUGAAAUCUUGAAGGCCGAGUUGGAAGCACUUAGGCUAAAGAAAAUCGCACAGGAACCACAAGUAGAAGAGCUGAAAGCUUCCAACCAAAAACUGGCAGAGGAGAUGCAAGUCUACAAGAAGCGGGAGGUUCAAAUGACGAGGCAAAAGGACGAGGUCACCAAGGACAGGUUGGCCUUGAAUGAGAAAAAUAAAGAACUAAGUGCAGCUUUAGAAAAGUCCACCAAGGAGCUCAACGCGCUGCAGGCACAGCGGGUCGAGGUCCCCAAAACUCUCGAACAGGACCUUGUUCAAAUUCCCGAGUCCAUCCAGUCGAUUGCGGGCCAGAUUGAGCAAUAUCGCAAACAGAUCCAGAGCCGGUACGCAGACGUAGAGAAGAUGGAAUCCGUGCCCAGGGAUCUUUCGAUGAUCCUGGAAAUGAUGGCCGAUACUCUGAGGUUACUGGAGCUGGUACAACAAGAUAUAUCCGAUGUCAACUCUGUCAAGUCACAGAUCGAGAAAGAACGACUGUCGUUAUCGACCCUCAGGACCAAGCUGGAGCAGAACGAGCGAAGGGCCAGGGGUUUGGAGGACAAGUCAUCGGCACUAUUGCGAACACAGCAAACAAAACGGGCGCAGCAGGAGGCUGAGAGCAUGGAGCUGGAAAAGAGUCGACAGGAGGCAGAAGAAAAGUUGGUAGAAAGUCGGAGGGCACUGGAGGAGAUAAGGCGGAGGAACACAGAAAUCUUCCAGAGAGAGGAGAAAUGGGCGCAGGACGUUACUUCGUCGAUGGAGCAGCUGAAACAUCAGUUUGAGUGUUAUGUAUCCGUGGUCUCGCAGGCUAUGCGACUUAAUUAAGAUAAUCGCCGCUUUUCAUAGAAACAUGCUGACUAUUGGGUGCAACCAGAUUUGAAAUGGAUUGACCAUUCCCCUCUACCUAUCAAUCAAUCAAGAGCAAUGCGGUUCUGGUUUGCGAAAAUAUUGUUCGGACGGCUUUCUGUCCACGGGCUUGCUUCUGGAUGGGUCCCAAUGAAUCGGAUCUGUCAAAGACUAUGCCACACUGGUGUCUCGUGGAGUGCAUGAACUUCGACUUAAACUGUAAUUUAGUUCAGGCGAAGUAGAAUCCCACCUCUUUGGGCUAUUGGCUUGUCGCACAAGCUGCCCGUUCAUAUUUGACUGUAGAAAUCAGUGUGAAGUAUCGG